Molecule: messenger RNA, 249 nt
Organism: Triticum turgidum subsp. durum (durum wheat)
Lineage: Eukaryota; Viridiplantae; Streptophyta; Magnoliopsida; Poales; Poaceae
Source: the annotation of a GenBank genome assembly
AUGCGGCGCCGGGUGCAGGAGACCGAGCGCCGGCCCAGGCUGAUGCUCGCCUUCCUCCUCAAGGUCGCCGGAGAUCCCGACGCGCUGCGCCGCCUCGUAGGCGACUUCCACGGCGGCCCGCAAGAUGGCGCGGGGGCCAAGUGGCCGCGGCUGCUUCUCGACGACGGGGAGGUCGUCCAGCUGGCGUCGGGCGACAAGACGAUGUCGUCCGUCGAUGGCGUGGGGUCGACGCGCUGUUGCAUAACAUGA